Messenger RNA from Diplodia corticola, 1623 nucleotides. Its product is annotated as mfs quinate transporter. Gene Ontology annotation, cellular component: membrane. The record is from RefSeq and is a predicted model, not a curated record. The transcript is spliced from 3 exons. Bases 1 to 1623 code for a protein of 540 amino acids. Gene Ontology annotation, molecular function: carbohydrate:proton symporter activity. NCBI's taxonomy places the organism in Eukaryota, Fungi, Ascomycota, Dothideomycetes, Botryosphaeriales, Botryosphaeriaceae. Gene Ontology annotation, biological process: transmembrane transport; carbohydrate transport.
AUGAAGAACCCGCUCUCCAACAACCCCUUCGCCGUCAAGGAGGACACGGGCACUGCCGCGCCCCGCCAAAUCUACGGAUGGCGCAUCUAUCUCGUCGCCAUCUCGGCAGCAUGGGCCUCGGCCAUGUACGGCUACGACAGUGCCUUCAUCGGGGGCACCCUCGAGCUGCCGUCCUUCAAGGCCGCCUACGGCCUGGCCGACGAAGCGUCGUCGACGUCGCUGGACUCCAACAUCGUGUCCACCUUCCAGGCCGGCGCCUUCUUCGGCGCCAUUGGCGCCUUCUUCAUCGCCGAGUCCUUCGGCCGCAAGAUGGUCAUCCUGGUGUCCGGCCUGGUCUUCACCGUCGGCGUCGUCCUGCAGAUGGUGGGCAUCCUCGGCGCCCUGUACGGCGGCCGCGUGCUGACCGGCCUGGGCGUGGGCGCCAGCUCCAUGAUCAUCCCCAUCUACAUCUCCGAGUGCGCCCCCGCCGCCAUCCGCGGCCGGCUGGUCGGCAUGUUCGAGAUCAUGCUGCAGGUUGCCCUGGUCUUCGGCUUCUGGGUCAACUACGGCGUGCAGCAAAACAUCUCGGGCGACACUGACACCCAAUGGCGCAUCCCCGUCGGCAUCCAGUUCGUGCCCGCCGGCUUCCUCCUGCUCUCCAUGCCGUGGGUGCCCGAGUCGCCGCGCUGGCUGGUGUCCAGGGGCCGCUCCGAGAAGGCGCUUACCGCCCUGGCCUGGAUCCGGAACCUGCCCCAGGACGACGACUACGUCCUGUCCGAGCUUGCCGAUUUCCAGACCGCCGUCAACCACGAGAUCGAAUCCACCGGCGGCAACAGGAGCGUGCUGGCCAUCUUCCGCGAACUGGCCCAGUCUGGCGUCCGCAACCGCGCCGCCCUCGGCAUGAUCAUGAUGCUUUGCCAGAACCUCACCGGAAUCAACGCCAUCAACUACUAUUCGCCAACGAUCCUGGAGUCGUUGGGCUACAGUGGGACAUCGGUCAAUCUGCUGGCCACUGGCGUCUAUGGCAUCGUCAAGAUGGUCACCACCCUGAUCUUCAUGCUCUUCUGCGUUGAUCGCAUCGGAAGACGUCCGGCGCUGCUCGUCGGUGCGGUUGGCGCCGGUGUGGCCAUGUUCUAUCUGGCUGGGUACUCGAAAAUGUCCGGGUCCUUCACCUCCGACUCGGUCCCACGCGACUCGGGCGCCAACGCCGCCCUCGCCAUGAUCUACGUCUACGCAAUCUUCUACGGCUUCAGCUGGAACGGGAUCCCCUGGGUCGUUUGCUCAGAGAUCAUGCCGACGCGCGUGCGUACCGCGAGUAUGAUGUUGUCCGUGUGCACCCAGUGGCUGUCCCAAUUCGUCGUCGUCUACAGCCUGCCGUACAUGGUCGCCAACAUCACCUACGGCACCUUCCUGUUCUUCGGCGCCUGCACAGUCCUCGCCUUCGUCUUUGCCUACCUCUUCGUGCCCGAGACGAAAGGGGUGGCGCUCGAGGACAUGGACCUCAUGUUCGGCGAGGGCGCACCUCUGUUGGCACACAACGCCCGCAAGCGCUACGAAACCGCACACGAGGCUGGCAUCACCGCUGUGGGUCUCGAGAGGGCGGAUGAAGACAAGCAAGGGCGGGAGUUCGUUGAGAAGGUUUAG